Molecule: messenger RNA, 1935 nt
Organism: Lathyrus sativus (Indian pea)
Lineage: Eukaryota; Viridiplantae; Streptophyta; Magnoliopsida; Fabales; Fabaceae
Source: the annotation of a GenBank genome assembly
AUGGGAAUAUUCUUUUCAUGUCCAUUUAAGUACAAUGAUGUGGAAGAUGACAUAGAUUCCAUGCUUGUAAAAUCGAUCAACUUCGGCAAUGAUGAAAUCAAAACUCCACUAAGAUCAGUUAGUUUCAAAAGUGAAGAUUUGGAACCUACCAUUCUUAAAUCUCUAGGUUCUGGAAAGAUGACUAUUGAAACAUCUGUAAGCUUCAAGAGAACUGAUUUUGAUAGCAUUUUAUCGACAGAUAAUGAGAGUAACAGCAACGUGUUGAAUGCUAAAACGACUAGAGAAAUCAAUAAUUUCUUAGAACGUCAACAAGUGGAAACAAUUCAGUCCGCACUUUUGAAUCCAAGCAGUCCUAAACAUAUUGCUGCACUUAAAUUGCAGAAAGUUUACAAGAGCUUUCGCACCAGACGAAAGCUUGCAGAUUGUGCCAUUCUUGUCGAACAAAGCUGGUGGAAGCUUUUAGAUUUCGCUGAACUCAAGCGCAGCUCAAUAUCGUUCUUCGACAUUGAGAAACACGAAACCGCGAUUUCGCGUUGGUCUAGAGCCAGAACUAGAGCUGCUAAGGUUGGAAAAGGUUUGUCCAAAGAUGAGAAAGCACAAAAACUUGCGCUGCAGCAUUGGCUCGAAGCGAUCGACCCGCGACAUCGCUAUGGACAUAAUCUACACUUUUAUUAUGAUAAAUGGCUUCAAUGUCAAAGCAGAGAACCCUUCUUCUACUGGCUAGAUAUAGGAGAAGGAAGGGAAGUAAAUCUCGAGAAGUGUCCUCGAUUUAAACUUCAACUGCAGUGUAUUAAAUAUCUCGGUCCGAUGGAAAGGUUUGCUUAUGAAGUUGUCGUCAAGGACGGAAAGUUCUUUUACAAACAAUCCGGAGAGCUUCUUCACACUGCUGCAGAAGAUUCACAUGCAAAAUGGAUUUUUGUGUUAAGCACUUCUAAGUCACUUUAUGUUGGCAAAAAGAAUAAAGGUUCAUUUCAGCAUUCUAGCUUCUUGGCUGGAGGUGCUACAUCUUCUGCUGGAAGAUUGGUGAUUGAAAAUGGUGUCUUGAAGGCUGUUUGGCCUCACAGCGGUCAUUAUCGACCAACCGAAGAAAACUUUAAGGAAUUUAUUUCGUUCCUUCAAGAGAACAAUGUGAAUCUUUCGGAUGUCAAGAUGGCUCCCGUUGACGAGGCUGAUGAAUUCGCUUCUUCUAGAAGUAGCUGUCAUCUUAGAAACCACUCAUCUGAAGAGGACUACACUGAGAAGAUAAACGGCACGGAGAUCGAAGGAACCGUUGUCCGAGACUUGGUUUUGAAGAAGGAUGAUUUGAUAGAAAUCGGGAGCGAGCCUGCAUUGGUUACUUCGAGCACAAGGCAAUUCCAAAUAUUAGGAAGAGAACUGACCAAUCUUGAAAUACCAAAAAGGAGUGGAGUGUUUGAAGGACUAGAAAACAAGAAAGAAAGCGCGGUUCAAACUUAUUCGAGCUUCAAAAUGAAAGAAUCUCUUACAAGUGGUCAAGAAACCGAAGAAUUACUUCCAUCAGACCUUUCAGAUUCAACGAAAAACUUCAACGAUGACAAUGACAUAGAAAUAAUUCCAGAAGAGUCCAUACUUAAGAGAAUCAACUCCCAUAAAGAAACAAAAUCAUAUCAGCUAGGCAGGCAGUUAUCUUGCAAAUGGACAACCGGAGCUGGACCACGGAUCGGCUGCGUCCGGGAUUACCCUUCCGAGCUCCAGUUCCGAGCAUUGGAACAAGUUAAUCUGUCUCCAAGAAGCGGAACACGCACUAAAUCGUCGUUCGCGCUUAGGAGUGCCACUAGUUUGAACUCAAAUAUUUCAUGUCUUGGGGACACAACAACUGAGCCACUACUUGCUGAAAAUCAAAGUGUUUCGAAAUCGGAAUUCUCACCAUUGACAAGAGGAACAUCAGUGAUACCAGUGCUUUCAUAUGACUUAUGA